AUAAAUAUAAAAAAAAUAAAAUUAAAUAGAAUAAAAUUUCUUUCUUUGAAUAUUAAAAAAAAAAUUAGACAAUGAGAGUUCAUUGUUUUGUUUUAGCAAUUGUACCAUUUUUUUUAACUACAACGUCGUUAGUUUUUGCUGAAAAGUCGGCACAGCAACACCUUGACGAGGGUAACGAAUUUCUUACGAACGGUCAAUACGAUGAUGCAUUAAAAAGCUUUGGAGCUGCAAUUAAUCAAGACCCAGAUAAAUACCUUUCUUACUAUAAACGUGCUGUAACUUAUUUAUCUUUGGGUAGAAGUGCAAAUGCUUUACAAGAUUUUACAAAAAUCUUGGAAUUAAAACCAGAUUUUGAUCAAGCUUUGUUACAACGUGCUAAAUUAUAUUUAAAGGAUGGAUCUUUAACUGAGGCGAGAAGAGAUUUACAAAAAUUUUUGAAGAAGAACGAUAAGGAUGUUGACGUUAAACAAUUGUUACAAUCAAUUGAUCAAGCUGAAAAAAUGAUAAAAACUGCUGAUGAAGCCCUUGCUAAUAAAAAAUAUGAAGAAUGCAUUGAUUCUGUAUCUAAAGCUAUAAUUACUUCACCACGUUCAUCUCGUUUAAGACUGGUGAGAGCAGAAUGUCAUUUAUCAAAAGGAGACAUGGAAGAAGGGGCCAGGGAUUUAUCGUCAGCUUCACAAUUGAAUCCAAAUGACUUAGAUCUAUUAGUUCGUCUAGUUAAUAUUAAUUACUUUACACUGUAUAAUCCUAAUCAAUCAUCAAAAUAUAUUAAACAAUGUAUAAAAAAUGAUCCAGAAAAUAAAGUAUGUAAAAACCUUAAAAGGAAAAUAAAGCAAUUUGAAGAUAAAGUAAGUAAAAUUUCAAACGACAUUGAAGGACAAAGAUUCUUAGCAUCUGUUAAAAAAUUGAUCGGUGCAAAAGAAUCUAAAGGCCUCAUUAAUGAAGUCGACGAAGAAUUAAAAACAUUAUCAGAAGGAAAUAAAAAGAGCGAAUUACUAAUGAAAUUAUAUGCUUGGGCAUGUAAAGCGUACGCUGAGACAAAAGAUAAAUCGAAAGAGGCGGUUAAAUGGUGUAGUGAGACAUUAAAAUUGGAUGAAAAUAAUGUAGAAGCGUUGAUAAAUCGUGGUGAAGUAUAUCUUGUUGAAGAGAAUUAUGAAGGUGCAAUAGAAGAUUUUAAGAAAGCGCAUGAUUUAACACAAGGACAAGAUAGUCGAGCUUCAAAAGGAUUCCAAAAAGCAAGUCGUUUACAUAAACAAUCAAAGAAAAAGGACUAUUAUAAAAUAUUAGGAGUACCAAGAAGUGCUAGUAAAAAAGAAAUCAAAAAAGCAUUUAGAAAAUUAGCUCAUGAAUGGCAUCCCGAUAAACAUAGAAAUGACAUGACAGUUGAACAAGCUGAAGCUAAAAUGGCUUCUAUAAAUGAAGCUUAUGAAGUAUUAAAUAACGAUGAAUUAAGAGCUAAAUUUGAUAAUGGAGAAGAUCCAAAUGAUCCAAAUGGUGGAGGACAACCAUUCUUUUAUUCUGAUAAUAAUCCAUUUAUGCAAUUUGCUAGAGAAGGAUUUCAUUUUGGUGGAGGUUUCCCCUUCGGAGCUUCUGAAGGUGGUGAAAGUGGUAGUCACCAAUAUUUCUUUAAGUUCCCCUAAAGAAAUUUCUUUUAUUUUAAGUCAAAUAUUUCUCGGCAUAUUUUCGUAAAGAGACAAUUGUGACAUCUCAUUUUACAAGAUUUUUAAAUAAAUUCAUUAGUGUUAAAAUUAAUAGGUUGAUUGUUCAUAUAUACACUGUAUAUAUAUAUAUGAUAAAUGUGAAAA
Molecule: messenger RNA, 1805 nt
Organism: Rhizophagus irregularis DAOM 181602=DAOM 197198
Lineage: Eukaryota; Fungi; Glomeromycota; Glomeromycetes; Glomerales; Glomeraceae
Biological process (GO): protein folding in endoplasmic reticulum
Cellular component (GO): endoplasmic reticulum
Molecular function (GO): misfolded protein binding; protein-folding chaperone binding
Source: RefSeq, a predicted model, not a curated record